Brienomyrus brachyistius is the source of this 1909-nucleotide messenger RNA. Its product is annotated as hydroxyacylglutathione hydrolase-like protein. Lineage: Eukaryota; Metazoa; Chordata; Actinopteri; Osteoglossiformes; Mormyridae. Gene Ontology annotation, molecular function: hydroxyacylglutathione hydrolase activity. The coding region runs from base 455 to 1390 and encodes 311 amino acids. The transcript has 8 exons. The record is from RefSeq and is a predicted model, not a curated record.
UUAAAGCGAGCAGCCGGGGGUGGGGAAAGGGCCACCAUUUUAAUGGGCUCGGUCUCCGGUUCCUUUACUGCGGUUUAAAUGCGAUGUAAGCUGCCAAUUCCUCUGAUCGGAAACACUGGGAGCGGCAUUGCUGUUAAUUAAGGUAAAAAAAAUAUAUAAAAAAAACCCGGCGGAUGCGGGCGAUGAUUUCGUGUUUACCGGACGCCUUCCUGCUCAGAUGGCCGCUUUGUGUUAGUUAAUGGUCGUUCGCGAUUCUUUUUUUUUCCUCGGUAAUUUCGGCUUUCCGCCGGCCCGACGCGCAGAUCUGGGCGGUCGCAUAUGCACUUCAGCCGGCCGCUUCGCUAACCCGCACCGGAAAGCGCACUUUUAAAGGACGCUUCGUUGCAAUUUGUUUUCGCGGUGCGACGUCCGCCUUGCAUCGGGCCCCCUGCAUGCCCCCCGGGAGCGCUGCGGCAUGAAAGUGAAGGUGAUCUCCAUCCUGGAGGAUAACUACAUGUAUCUGGUGAUCGACGAGCAGAGCCGGAAGGCCGUAGCGGUGGACCCCGCCGUACCGCACCGGGUGAGGGAGCGAUGCAUGCCGGGCGCGGCGGUGCGCCGGGACUGCUCUUCAUACCGGACAUCUGUCAUAUUAAACUGUAAACUGCUGGAGAUCGUCAAGCGGGAGGGACUGUCUCUCACGGCCAUCCUGACCACCCACCAUCACUGGGACCAUGCCCGGGGGAAUGCGGCGCUGGUGAAGGAGCUGCCGGGUCUCAGGGUGUAUGGAGGGGACGAUCGCAUCGAGGCGCUGACUGAUAAGGUCACCGACCGCCAGGAGCUCAAGUUCCACUCCCUCAACGUCCGCUGCCUCUUCACUCCCUGCCACACCUCUGGUCACAUGUGCUACUUCGUGUGGGAGGACGGAUGCGAUGAUCCCCCGGCAGUCUUCUCCGGGGACACACUCUUCUUGGCCGGAUGCGGGAGGUUCCUGGAAGGAACGGCCGAGCAGAUGCACCGCAACCUGACCGAGGUGCUGGGCUCCCUGCCACAGGAAACGAAGGUCUUCUGUGGGCACGAGUACAGCAUCAAGAACCUGAAGUUUGCAUUGAAGGUGGAGCCAGAUAACGAGAAGGUGAAGGAGAUGCUGAGCUGGGCGAGGGCACGGGACGACGAUGACAAGCCCACUGUGCCGUCCACGCUUGUGGAUGAGUUCCAGUACAACCCCUUUCUGCGGCUUUCGGAGGAGGGAGUUCAGAAAUUCACGGGGAAGACUGACCCCGUGGAGGUGCUGCGGGUACUGCGCAAGGAGAGGGACAGCUUCCGGAAGCCCAAGGAGAGGCUGCCUCCGCAGGCCAUGUUGGCCCUGCAGUGGGGGCUCCUCAGUGCCCCCCCCCGGCUACCGAAGGUCUGAAGGAGGGGUGUGAGGAUCUGCAGAUGAGAGUGAUGGGAAGAUGGACCGCCAUUAGCGGGGAGCAGAGAACGAAGCUGGUGUGCAGCAAAUAGAUUUUUUUUUGAGGGGGGGGAGCAUAGGCAUGAAGUUACUUCAGUAGAGUCUCAGACAGCUUUGUCAUUUUGGGAGGACGGAGCUAGCACAGGCCGCUAAGCUAACAUGUUAAGCCGAAUCUCUUUCAUUGUACUAGGGGAGUGGUCCCUCACUGGUGAUAAUUGGGGGGUGGAUUCACUCUGGGGAUAUCACCAUGUCUUCCCCAAAACACAGGGUUCCUUACAAUGUGACUGACUAAUGCCGCGUUGGGCUUCGUGAGACGUUUUAUGCGUCAUUAGGCACUUAAAUCUUAUGCUCCUCUAUAGCAGUAAUAUAUUUCCGGUUAUUGUAACAAAGAUAAAUUGGCCCGUUGAUCAGGUGACAUUUCGAGCACUAAUGUCAGCUUGUAUGAUUACAAAUGCUGAUUAAAUUGCUGUUUGCAAUGGU